AUGUCGAAGCGAGCUCGAGAAGAGCAGGACACGACGCGACCACCGAAGCGAUCAAAGCCCGACUACCAACCACCGGCCGUUGAAGAAAUCCACUAUGCGCGACAGCUACAACAAUUCCUCGUCUUUCGUCAAGAUGGAAUUCACCAACUGCGAAAUGGCAUAGCUUCUUUCAAAGCUUUCCUGGAGACGAUCUUGUACCGGAAAGAAGAAGACAAUCGCGGACGCUUACUGUCCAUACUAAGAGAAUAUCUGGACUCGCAGAAGCCGGCAGAUGUACAAGACAUCAGUACUCCGUUUCUGGCACAAUUGUGGCAGGCUUGGUCUUAUGCCAGUCAGAACAACAACGACUAUCUUUCUUCCUCCCAUCAGCAUCUGCGGCUUGUGAAGCGAGGACUCGAUGCACCCAAGCACAAGGACUUUGUCGUAUCCCCAUGUCUGAGGCUUUUGACCGAGGUCGUGAGCUUUGAUGGAGGUGCACUAGCGAGGGAGGCUUACAAGAGACGAGAACAGACGUUCGACAUCAAUUCUGUGCGAAGGAAUUUGGGCUUGUACAGGGCGGGUGUGUCGGAGGAAGAGGCGAAGCGAAAGCCUUCUGUGCGGACUUUGACGGUGCGAUAUGUUCUCGCGCAUCUCAAGUAUCUGCAUGAAGGUGGUAAAGUCGACUUACUCAAGAGCAGACCCUUGUGCAUUGCUUUACUCCAUCAUCUAGCAGACGAUCCUGCGGAUGUAGUCAACGAGAUCUUGUCUGUCACCGAGCAGAAUGUGCUCAAGGACACCGAUCUACCACGAUCUGUGAAGGGAACGUUUCUCACCCAGCACAAUCUCGAACGUGUCACGGAGGUUGCGACUCGCUCACCUGAAGACCAUGCCGCGGCAGAUCGCGCGUUCGCCUGGUUGAAAUCAGUCUGCACUUCGCCUUCAUAUGGCGUCCUACGAGAAAGCGGCUGGUAUCCUGCUGGCACCACGAAGCUCGAAAGUAAUGUCGGUGAUGGCAACGGCGCUAUCGAUCUGGGUCUGGACAGCAUAGAUUUCUACGAUCGAGCAGAACGACCAGAUGUCCGCAACUCCACUCUACUGGACUGGUGUGUGACACUUCGCCCACACAGCGAUGUGAAGGAACGAGAAUUACUUCUCGCGUGCUUCACUUCCGCUCCGGAGCUCGUGGCGCCAUAUUUUGCAGAAAAGAACAUGCAGCUCGAGCCAAAAUUGUCGAAUACCUGGAUUGGAUAUGCCUCUUUCCUGUUCGAGGUCAUCCGCCUCGAUGUCCCAUCAUACCUUGGCAAUGCUGAGGAGGAAGGGUAUGCUGAGCUACCACCGCAGACCAGCAUUGUUCUCGAGAACGUGCUACCACGCCCACUGACUCAGAAGACCCUGACGAGGUGUCUUAAUCAAAGCAGCGAGCUCAUCACAUUCUUCGCCAUCCGAAUCUUGGUCCUUGCCACGCAGAAACUGUGGACCAUCCUGGAACAAAUGCGCCGAGCAGCGAAAGCAGCCUCAGGCGAGAACGCCAGGUUGUGGACUGAAGCGAUAGAACGCACCUUAGCGGGCUUUACUCAGCGAGCACCUAGCAUGAAGGACAUCAUCGCCGCCUUCCGCAAGAUCUCAGACGACGAUGAACAUGCAUUACAACGCGAAGCUGUGACGAGACUACUGCGGCUGUACUUCGAGGUCACACCACUUCAAGCACUAGACGAGCCCUUCGAUGUCUCUGCUGCUUUGACUACAGCGCUAAGCCGGGGUCGGGAUGCAUCAGAGGUAGAUGAUACCGACGCGAGCGUCAAGGCGCUUCGUAGCAUUGAGCUUGAGCAUCUACUUGUCAUUGUCCAGCAUAGCUCUGGCAUGAAAUGGUUUGGCAAGCAGGGUGGACUGGACUAUUCGCCUAUCGUGAGCUUGCUACGGCUUCAUUUGCGAGAUCUUCAGAACCGACAGAUUAGGUCGCUGGUCCGGGAUGUUUUGACGGAAUACUCCCUGAUCACACAGCAUGGCGAGGUCGAUGCACUGCUUGCUUCUUUGCUACGAGUGGAUAGCGACGAUGAAGAAGUCUGGACGUUCGUCGAUGAUUGUCUGGCGAGAGCCACGAGGCAACCCGUCAAGUAUGUCGACCAGCUUGAGAGUGCAGUAUCGGAAGGCAACGCAAACGUGAAAGCUGCAGACGAAGAUACUGUUCUGCCUGGUCUGCUCGUUAUGACUGUGGUUGAGCAGACAGCUUUCGUUCAUGAGAAGCCAGAAGUGAUGACCUGGAUUGAUAUGUACCUUGCUGCUAUGGGUCGGAUACAGAAUGUCGGGCCGGUAUUCGCUAAAUUGACGGCAGACAUCUCCCGUGGCGUGUCCCGACCGUCGCCACCUGAUAAGGAGGCAUGUGAGGAGCAAUUGACGCUUGUGACCUUCCCAGUGGCCACGGAAGACGUUGCGAACGGUGUGGCCAAGGACGCGGCGACCUUGCCUUUCGUGCCACCAGCGACAGGGUCGGACGAUCAUCCGGAGCUGUUCCGCUGGGCGCAGAAGGAUCUCGGUCGAGCGAUCGAAGACGGCGAUAUCGACGGCCUGAUCCUUUGCCUAUGCUCCCAGCACCACGAGAUUCGAGUCCAAGCUCUCGCACAAAUCCGACUCCUUUUCGGCAAACUCAAGGGUCGAAAUGCAGAGGAGAGCGGCCAGAUGACUGUGCUCAUUGGCGAGCUGAUCGAGACAUACGAGCAGCAAUACCUACCAUCUCAAAAAGCACUACCAUACCUGACCGGCUGUUUUGCCAAACGCGCCCUAGCCGUGCUCAAUGAGCCAACCCAUUUCAUCUACCCCAAGCUCUGCCGCUUCAUGAUGAAGAGUCCCGAGUGGCGAAGCGCGAGAUUGCCAUCGUACUGGCUAGCGAAUACGGUGCACGCACAGCCUGUGGAGGAUGAUGCAUACUGGCGAGAAGUGCACUGGGUAGUGGAGUGGUUAGUCGACGGGCUUACGACAUCUGCUGAUCUGGAGAUGUUGAGAAGGGGGGAUGUGUUUGAGAAGAUUAUGGCUGUGUAUUCGUCUCCUGGGGCGGGCAGAAUGAAGGCGCUGAAGAGUGCGGUGUUGGAGCUGCUUUAUCGUGCGAGUUGGAUAGAGGGGGGUUGUGAUGUUUUGGUGUCGAGGGCGGGUGUGCUUAGCUGGUUGGAGAUGGUGAAGGGAAAGGGGAAGGAGGAUGAUGUGCCGAGUUUGCUCAGGACGCGGAUCCUUGAGGGUUGUGAUCGGGAGAGGAUGGUGAAGUGGAGUGGGGGUGUUGGUGUAGAUCAGCUAUAG
Recurvomyces mirabilis is the source of this 3267-nucleotide messenger RNA. RefSeq lists its product as uncharacterized. The record is from RefSeq and is a predicted model, not a curated record. Bases 1 to 3267 code for a protein of 1088 amino acids. Lineage: Eukaryota; Fungi; Ascomycota; Dothideomycetes; Mycosphaerellales; Teratosphaeriaceae. The transcript is spliced from 2 exons. Gene Ontology annotation, biological process: maturation of LSU-rRNA from tricistronic rRNA transcript (SSU-rRNA, 5.8S rRNA, LSU-rRNA); maturation of 5.8S rRNA from tricistronic rRNA transcript (SSU-rRNA, 5.8S rRNA, LSU-rRNA). Gene Ontology annotation, cellular component: nucleolus.